UUAAAUGGGUAUCGCUGUCGACUUCUGUCUGUGAGGCUGUGGUAAGCUGAAACUAACUGAGAUUGCAUCGACUACUUGCACAGACAACCUGCUAUCAUGGAGUGGAAACCAAUGGAGAUCAAUCCCGAGAUGCUGAACAAAAUGCUGAGCAAACUAGGCGUGGGGUCGAGCUGGAAAUUCGUGGACAUACUCGGGCUGGAGGAUGAUUUCCUGACCUUGGUACCAUCUCCAGCUUCCGCUGUGAUGCUGCUGUUCCCCUUAACGCAACAGCAUGAAGCAUUUCGAGAGUCGCAGGCUGUAGACAAGCCCUCUUCUGACGUCUACUUCCUGAAACAAACUGUGGUGAACUCCUGUGGCACAGUUGGUGUAAUACAUGCUAUUGCCAACAACCAGGAGAAAUUAGACUUUGACGGUGGCUCCGCCUUGAAGAAGUUUCUGCAAGCUACACGUAACAUGUCUUCUGCAGACAGAGCCAAGGAGUUGGAGAAGAACAAGGACAUCCAGGCUGCCCACGAUGAAGUAGCAGCGGACGGACAAUGCCGGGUGGAGGAAGACAAAGUGAAUUUCCAUUUCAUCACUUUUGUCAAUGUGAAUGGCCAACUGUAUGAGCUUGAUGGAAGAAUGGAGGGACCAGUGAACCACGGCCCGACUAAAGAUGGCUCAUUCAUCGUUGACGCAGCAAAGGUGUGCUGCCAGUUCAUGAAGAGGGACAGUGAUGAGGUUCGCUUCUCAGCCGUCGCCCUGUGCAAGGCCUGAACAACGCGGCUGUUGAAAAGCGGGAGGAGAAGAAGAGGAAGAAGAAAAAGGGGAAACCUUACCAAAAAACACUCCUUAAUCACAUUCAGCACUGCUGCCCAGCACUUAGACCCGAGCUUGUCCAAGCUUUCUCUGUUAAUGUUGAUAUGCUGUUCUGCUGUCUGCUGUUCGUCUUGAUCACUGUGGUCCAACUCGGAAGGCCUUUGGCCUUUUUCCUGUUGUAAAAAUACUCUUCAAUCAAAGUAACUGGAGAGAGUAAAGUAUUGCCAUGCACAAGCACCUGUGUAAUUGUUAUAGCAUUGAACUGCCAACUUGUCAAUGAUGGCCUUAGAUCAAAGCAGAUGAGCUAUUUCAGUUUGCUUGCACUUUUCUUCAUGGUGAAACAGUUAUAGCCUUCUAGACUGUUUUAUGUUGCCUUGCACUGAAAUGUCUGCCUGGAAGAUGUGAAUUAUUGAUAUGUGCUAGGCUGGUAGAGACGGGCAGGGUAGGUAGCUGGUAGAACUGAGUGUGCUUGGGAGUAUUUCAUUGUUUAAAAAAAAUCCCCAAGCCAAUAAUAUGAGACUGUGAAUGUGCACUCUUCCAGAAUAUGGCGGUUUCAAUUUGUUAUGAAUUUAUCUGUUUGUAUUUAUUUCAGUUUGCCAAAUUAGAUGUUUUCUCUUUGAAGUGAGGGGGCAAUAAAAGCACUUGUCAGCU
Molecule: messenger RNA, 1449 nt
Organism: Engraulis encrasicolus (European anchovy)
Lineage: Eukaryota; Metazoa; Chordata; Actinopteri; Clupeiformes; Engraulidae
Gene: uchl1
Product: ubiquitin carboxyl-terminal esterase L1 (ubiquitin thiolesterase)
Exons: 9
Coding region: 97-756 (219 amino acids)
Biological process (GO): ubiquitin-dependent protein catabolic process; protein deubiquitination
Cellular component (GO): cytoplasm
Molecular function (GO): cysteine-type deubiquitinase activity
Source: RefSeq, a predicted model, not a curated record